This is a messenger RNA of Xiphophorus hellerii (green swordtail), 1006 nucleotides long. Its product is annotated as ras-related protein Rab-1B-like. The record is from RefSeq and is a predicted model, not a curated record. Bases 218 to 862 code for a protein of 214 amino acids. The transcript is spliced from 6 exons. Gene Ontology annotation, molecular function: GTPase activity; GTP binding. NCBI's taxonomy places the organism in Eukaryota, Metazoa, Chordata, Actinopteri, Cyprinodontiformes, Poeciliidae.
ACUUUAUUAAUAAAUAAUGAAGCAGUCAGCUCAUAAGUCAGACACAGACAGCGUUUUCUGCUUGCUGUCCUCCGGAGAACAGCAUCCGACUUCCACAAACAGGCUUCUGGGACCAGAAAACAACAUUCCCAGAGACUCCCUGGCCUUCUGUCCAUUCAGGAUUAGUUUCAGGAUUCGUUUCUUUUUGAGUCUAAUUGUGUGAAGAACCUCACCGAUCAUGAAUCCUGAAUAUGAUUACCUGUUCAAGCUUCUCCUCAUCGGUGACUCUGGAGUCGGAAAGUCGUGCCUGCUGCUGCGCUUUGCAGAUGACACCUACACUGAGAGCUACAUCUCCACCAUUGGGGUUGACUUCAAAAUCAGGACCAUCGACAUGGAUGGGAAAACUGUGAAGCUGCAGAUUUGGGACACUGCAGGACAAGAGAGGUUUCGAACAAUCACCUCCAGCUACUACAGAGGAGCACACGGUAUCAUCAUUGUUUACGAUGUGACCGAACAGGAAUCCUUCAACAAUGUGAAGCAGUGGUUGGACGAAAUAGAUCGGUAUGCCUGCGAAAACGUCUCCAGACUGCUGGUGGGAAACAAAUCGGACCUGGUCAGUAAGAAAGUGGUGGAUGCUGCUACGGCUCAGGAUCUGGCGUCUUCUCUGAAGAUCCCCUUCCUAGAAACCAGCGCCAAGAGCGCUGACAACGUGGAGAAGGCCUUCCUCACCAUGGCCGCCAAGAUCCACAAGCGGCUCGCCAGCGAGGGAGGCGGCAUGCCGGGGGAGUCCACACAGGCCAGAGGUCAGACCACCAAGAUCAACAGCGCCCCCGUCUGGCUCGGCGGGGACAAACAGACACAGGAGGCCAAUAACUGCUGCUGAGGAUCAAUUAGAUCAACUCAUUCCCAGAUUGUACCAGAUGCAAUUAUUGUUAUAUUUUCUGUUAAAAUUAACGCCUGGAACUGUUUGAUUAGAAAAUAUGUUUUGAACAUUAUUUAUUGUAACAAAACGGUCUUAAUAAAAAUA